This is a messenger RNA of Nestor notabilis (Kea), 1824 nucleotides long. It is a transcript of the gene SHQ1, whose product is annotated as SHQ1, H/ACA ribonucleoprotein assembly factor. The coding region runs from base 1 to 1824 and encodes 607 amino acids. NCBI's taxonomy places the organism in Eukaryota, Metazoa, Chordata, Aves, Psittaciformes, Psittacidae. Gene Ontology annotation, biological process: box H/ACA snoRNP assembly. The record is from RefSeq and is a predicted model, not a curated record. Gene Ontology annotation, cellular component: nucleoplasm; cytoplasm. The transcript is spliced from 11 exons.
AUGAUAACUCCAGCUUUUGAACUGACCCAGGAUCCUGACUUUCUUAAAAUAGUAAUCAAAGUGCCUUAUGCCAGAGCUUCAGAGUUCGACGUGUAUUUUGAAGGGGAAGAUUUUAAAUUUUAUGCUAAGCCGUACUUCCUCAGGUUGACACUUCCUGGAAGAAUUGUAGAAGAUGGCAGAGAAAAAGCAUCUUAUAAUACAGACAAAGGAACUUUCACAAUUCGGUUACCGAAGGAGAUCCCUGGCCAGUAUUUUGAGGGACUGGACAUGCUGACAUCUCUUUUAGCACCAAAGAAAUUAAGAUCAGCAAAACCUUUAGUAGAAGAGAUAGCUGCCUCUGCUGAGUUGUCUGAGGAGGAGGAAGAAGAAUUUGACUGGGAAAUAGAGCAGACCCCUUUCAAAGAUGGUGCAGAAAGCACUCUACCACUACAGUGCCCUUAUGGCUUUGGGAACUUGCGGUCAGGGGUGUUUCAGCGUCUGCAGGAUGAACUCAGUGAUGUUAUUGACAUUAAGGAUCCAGACCAAACUCCUGUAGAUGAACGUAGGAGGAAGCGCCUGGCAGCUGAGGCUGCCAAGUUCGAGCCUGAUCAUUACCUAGCUGAUUUGUUUGAAGAUGAAGCUGUUCAGCAUGUUCUGAAGUACAAACCAUGGUGGGUUGAUGCUCAAAAAAGAAUGACAGCCUUGAAGGGGGAAAGUCAUCAGGAUCAGGACACUCAUACAGUUGUUGUCUUCUCUGAGGAAGAGAGAGAGCAGCUGAGAAAGUUCACAAAUAAAUCUUACCUUCUGGAUAAAAGAAGCCGUCACCAUGUGUAUCUUGGUUUAAUUGAUAUCCUUCUGGCCUAUUGCUAUGAAAUCUGUGUCAAUGAAGGAGAAAAGAAUGUUGAAUCGUCUUGGAACAUAAGGAAACUGAGUGCAACACUGUGCUGGCUGGAGAGUUUCACUAGCAUUCAUGACGUCCUGGUAUCUUUUGGAAGAAGAGUGCUGUGCUAUCCCCUGUACAGACAUUUUGGAUUGGUGACACAUGCCUUGAAUGAUACAGUCAUGAUACUGCAACUGGGAAAAGCUGCAGUUUUGAAGUGUCUGCUGGACAUUCACAAGAUUUUUAUGGAGAAUGACCCUGCCUACAUCCUGAAUGAUCUCUUCAUUACAGACUAUUGCAUCUGGAUUCAAAAAGCUAAGUCAAAAAAGUUGGCUGCACUCUCUGAAUCCUUGCAAAAAACCACGCUCACUAAGUCCCACAUAGGAUUUGAGCUAGAAGAGCUGGAAGUGGCAGCAGUGCUGGUACAAGAGGAAGAGAGCAUGUUAAAAGCUGCUGGCAGAGUUUCCAGGCAACAGCUGCCUUCCUCUGAGUCGGAGACAAGUGACUCUGAAGAAUCAAGCAGUACUUCAUCUGAGACAGAAGGCUCUGAUUCAGAUGAGCCAGAGUCCUCAACCAGUGAAGAUGGGGAAAUAAAUUCUGUACAAGACGCGCUUCAAGAGGAGAGGACAGCUCCACUUACUGACUGUAAUGGAUUAAGGCAGGGCACAAACACUUCGACGUCUGAGGUUAGUGAUGAAAAAUCAAAGGUUUCUUUGCAAUCUAUGUCUCCUCCUGGAAAAUUGAUAGAGGAAUUAGAAAAGCAAAUGCACACUGCAAUUAGACUUUCAGAACAGCCUGAAGGAUUGGCUACUCCAGGCUGCAUUUUACUGGAACAAGAAGAAAACCAUGUAUCUGAACCUGACAGACUUUCAGAAGAUACUGAUGGGAAGGGAAAUUACUUAGAGGUGUCUUCAAAGACAAAUCCAUUGCUUUUUCUUUGCAGUACAAAUGAAGAUGAAGACUAA